Molecule: messenger RNA, 4228 nt
Organism: Sarcophilus harrisii (Tasmanian devil)
Lineage: Eukaryota; Metazoa; Chordata; Mammalia; Dasyuromorphia; Dasyuridae
Gene: OPTC
Product: opticin
Exons: 7
Coding region: 1696-2682 (328 amino acids)
Molecular function (GO): protein binding
Source: RefSeq, a predicted model, not a curated record
AGGAGAAGGAGAGAGAGAGAAAGAAAGGAAGAGAGAUGUUGGGAAGAAGGAACGGUGGCCAGUCUGUUACUAAAGAGAGGGGGAAAGGAUGGCUCCUGCCUCUAAAUCCUCUUCUCAAUUCAAGGAGAGUCCAUGAUGGCCAGUCCUUCCCAGCAGAAAGCUCCAAAGGCAGAAGGAAAUAAUACUACUCUGAUUAUCAAAUUCAGUUCCAAACUAAGUCCCCUCCCAUGUCAGCUGGUGCCCAUAAACAAGUUGAUAGACCAUCUGUUUGAGGGUUCUCAGCCACCCAGGUUCAGUGUUCUGAGGAGUAAUGGAGUAUUGUGGGUUUGAAACUCCUUGGCCUGGAAAGCAGGGACCUAGGUGCUAACUCCAGUUCUAUCUCACUUAGCUAGCCAUGGUCACCAGUUCUAUCUCUACGUGACUAGUUAGAUGACCUUAGUCACCAGUUCUAUCUCACUUAGCUAGCCAUGGUCACCAGUUCUAUCUCUGCGUGGCUAGUCAGAUGAUCUUGUUCAAGUCCCUCCUCCUCCCGGAUUUGGUAAUUCUAUCCAGAAAAUUAGGAGUUUGAACUAUAUGAUCCUUAAAAUACUUUCCAGCUUAGAAAUUUCAUGUUAAGCUCCCAGGAAGAGUCAGAAAAUGUUGUCAACUGGUAUAGUGACCACUUAAAAAGUAUCAGAGUACUUUCUAUAGGCUUGUGAACCCUUUGCGAUUAUUUCAUCUCUCAGGUGGGUAGGAAGCAGGUGGUACCAGGCAACUAUGGAGGGAAAAAAAGGGAAGGGAUCAGGUGAAAUCUCUGCCCAUGCAAAAGAUUUUCAGGAAGGGAAUCCACACGGCCUCUUUCAGAAACUCCAGUUAAGAAGGGUUUCUUGGUAUGUCCCUGCUGCCAUCAUAGACUAUUUCAUCUCAUUCUGUCCUCAUUCGUAUCAGUGGAUAGUAUCAUUCACUAUUCACUUCAUGAUUGCCUCUGUACCAUUAUCUUUUAUAUUUAAUCCCAGGCCCUUUAUCCUUGGGAUUUGUGUUGAUUCUCAAACUUAGAGGCUCCUUCUGUAUAGUUUCUAGGUUAGGGGAAGGUUAGGACUCCUAUGCUUCUCAAAAAUAGUUGCCUAUUACAUUCAUCUAGUGCUUUAUUAGCCUCUGGAAACAUGAGGAGUAGCCUUGAAACUUCCAGGCUGGAGGGAAACCUAAUAACUGAAAGUUUUCAAAAGGAAACCAGCAGAAAAGGAGGGCAGCUUGAGACUUGGACUCUGAAGACUACCUGACUUUAGCUCUAAGAUGAUGUGGAAUCCUCCCAAUCUCAAGGAAAACCCACUCUGGAGACUGUUCUCUCCUCUGAGUCUUAGUUCCAAACUGGAUGCACCAUUUGAAAGUUAAACUAUUAACAGAGACAGAGAUAAACAGAAUCAAAGGUAUAGAGACACACAAGCCAGAGAUGGAAAGGAUAGUUGUUUUCUAGUUAAGCAAAGGAAUGGAUGGGAGAUCCCAUAGGACUGGGGUGGGGGGGGGGGGGAACAGCUAGAAAGGAGUUGAUUGGUUAGCAGUAAUGAUAAAAAUCCUGAUUGGCCACACUUCUAACUUGGCUGGCACCUUCAUUCCCUCCUCCCCUCAUCUCUCUGCACAACUCCAAACUACACACCCAGUCAUCAGCUCGUAGAAGCUGUGGGCUCCAGUCCAGGGCAGAAAAGCCAGGACAGAACCAUGAGGAUCUCUGCCCUCCUGGGACUGAUAUCCCUGGUCAUCCAGGAGACAGAAGCUUUGCCACUCUGGACGGAGGGAGCAGCGAAGCAGGAAGAACUCCAAGAUGAAGGGACAGCCGACAACAAUCUAGAGCUGGGGAGCUAUGACCCGAAUCUGGAUAAUUAUGACUUUAGCAACUAUGAAGAACGAGCUAUAAAGAGUGACUAUGGAGACUUGACCCCAAAGACUCAAGCAGGCACCCUGGCCCCUUCAACUAUGAGUGCAUCCACCAAGAUAGUGAUGGCCACCAAGGGCCCAAGGACAUGGACUUCUGUCACCAACCCUUCCAUAUCUAGCCUACUUAACUUGCUGACUGCCAUGGGUUUGCCCACCUGUCUGAUCUGUGUGUGCCUUGGCACCUCUGUGUACUGUGAAGAUGUUGAUCUGGAUCACAUCCCUCCUCUGCCCCAGGAGACAACUUAUCUUUAUGCCCGCUUUAAUCAUAUCACUCAUAUCCAGUCAGGAGAUUUCAAAGGGCUAAGAAAACUAAAGCACAUUGACCUCUCAAACAACUGCAUCUCUACCAUUGAAGAGGAUGCUUUCCUAUUACCUGUCCUUCAAGAAUUGCUCAUCCCAGAGAACAACCUGGCAUCUCUGCCUAGGCUCCCUGCUAGUCUUGUGAGACUUGAUGCCCAAUUCAACAAGCUCCAAAGCUCAGGAAUCCUACCAGAGAGUUUCAAAGAGCUGAAGAACCUGCAGUUUCUCUACCUGUCGAAUAACAAGCUGGACUAUAUCCCUGUGCCCUUGCCCUUGAGCCUGCGUUCUCUACACUUGCAAAACAAUCACAUCCAGACGAUUGCUGAAGAUACCUUCUGUGACCCUCAGGACCAGACGCACAUCCGAAGGACCCUGGAAGACAUCCGCCUGGAUGGCAAUCCCAUCAACCUCAGCUUCUUUCCUAAUGCUUACUUCUGCCUCCCCCGACUCCCCAUAGGCAGUUACAUUUGACUCUGAUCUUAGACAUAUAGAAUCACUGGGGUUUAGAUCUGGGAGAGGUCUUCUAGCCCAACCCCUCAAUUUUAUAGAUGGGGAAACUGAAGUCCAGCAGGUUAAAUGAUUUAUCCAAAGUAAUAAGGUAAGUGCAUAAUGGAACUAGGAAUUUAUAUCUGCUCUGACUGCAAAUACAGUUCUCUUUCCACUACUCCAUACUGUCUCGGAGAAGAACAGAACUGGAAUGGAAUGUAAAUAAAGAAUAAGAUUAGCCUCCUUGUUCCUGGGAAUUAUUUGAGGCAGCCAGAGACAAAUCUUGGCCCAGGAUCUGAAAAAAAAUUCAGGGUGAAUUAAUAGAUAUUAGAACAUGGUGAUUUUUGAGAAGCAGGAUGAGGGGAAAGCUUACUCUCUGGGCUCUGAUCCUCAGUAGCUUCAUCUGUAAAAUAAGGAUAAUGAUGUUUUACUAGGUAUCCUGUUUUAUGACUCUUUUUUUCCCCUUUUAAUCUUUAGGAGUUAAUUCAUUUAUGUAUAUACAAUGAAUACUCACUAGGUGCUUGUUAUCAAUGAUGGGGACAGUGAUAAGGAUGAACCUCUUCUCCAGACUUCAAUUUCCUCAUUUAAAACAAAACUGUUGGACUAGUUGGUCCCUUAUCUGAGGACGUGUCAUGGUGAAAUGCAAUGGUUCCCAAUAUUUUUUUUUUGUUCCUUAAACCCCCUUUCAACAACAACAAAAAUGUGUUGUAAAUCCCCAGAGUAAUUAAUAUCCUACUCAUAAUAUUUUUAAACUAUUAUUUACUGCAUACACCAUCAUUAAAGAAUGUUUAGUGCAAACCCCUUAGGCCAUCCUGGAAAACCUGCAGGAAAUCUCUAAAUAGGUACCAUUGGUAUAAUAGAGGGAGCCCUGGAUUUGAAGUCAAAAGAGUCCAUCCCAGUUUUGCUCUUCUCCGAAGCAAAGCAGAGUAAUGGAAAGAACAUUGUAUUUGCAGUCAGAGUAGUUGAGUUCAAAUUCUUAGUUCCAUUAGGCACUUAUCUUUUGACUUUGGGCAAGUCAUUUAAUUUCUCCGGGCCUCAGUUUCCCCAUCUGUAAAGUGGAGAGGUUGAGCUAAAAGAUCUCUAAGGCCCCUCUCAGAUCCAAAUCUUAAGAUUCUUUGAGUCUACUCUGGGGUCUUCUUCCUAUCCUCCAGAUAGAAACCAUCUUUGGAAACCCCCUGUUCUCUUCACCUGUUUCUUUCUCUUUGGGGGAGGACACAAUAGAAAGAACAUUGCCUUUGGAGUCAGAGAAGCUUGGCUAUAAUCCUGCCUUUGCCAGUUAGAAUCUGUGUGACCUUGUACAAAUCAAUACAUCUUUGGGGGCUCAUCUCACUCAUCUAUAAAGUGAAUAGAGUAAAUAAGACUCAACUCAAAACUCAUUUUCUGCAGAAUUCCUUUUCUGCUCCCUCCUCUAGCUACUUGUGCCUUUUUCCCUAAGAGAAAUCUAUAUUUAUUACACACACUGGGUUAUUUUCAUAUUUGUGUCAUCAUUGGAAUGUGAGCUCUUUUAGGGCAGGAAUUGUUUUUACCCCUU